AUGUUCUCUAUCAUUCGCUUGUUGUAUUUUAUUGUUAUCUGUUACUUUUUAUCUCUCUUAUAUUCAUAUUGUUUUUUUCUUUCUUUCUUCCCUGUUGUCUUCAUUUUUCUUCUUUCCUCUUCCAUAUUCAGUGCAAUCGAUCCACCAGUCAGUUCCUGGAACUGUGAAAGCAUAUCUCGCUACUUCGUACGCGUAGUGAGUAGACAAUAUCGCGGACCAGCACGUGUGAUUAAACUUGCCGGGAACACACAGAAAUAUCUGACCAUAUCUCAACUUAGACCCGCCACAUUGUACUGUGUUGACAUGUGGUUUCAAACCAAUGAAGCCUUUAUUAGCCCGUACACAGAACAAAAAUGUGUAACUACACCAGAGACCGAACCACCGCCACCGAAGAAUUUGUCGGUGAAGAAACGCUUGAGCACUUCGGUAGUGGUGAGUUGGGAACAACCUGAUGAUCAAAGAGGUAAUAUUACCAAGUAUCGUAUUAUCUAUUGGGGUAAAUCGGCUAUUGCCAAAGGUCUCGAGGUGAAGUCAUCGCGGUAUUACAACGAGUACACAAUCACAGGCCUGCAGCCUUAUAACACGUACAAACUUCAGGUGAGGUCUAUAAAUGGCGCUGGUGUGGGCCCGUCAGGUGAAGUGCUAACGUUCACCACCGACCAGUCUCUACCUGGACCAGUGGGCAUGUUUAAGAACACAAGUCGAACUUUCAACUCAAUUACAUUGCAAUGGUCUCCUCCAGACCAUCCGAAUGGAAAUAUUUUAUUCUAUAUUCUUUCCUGUCGCUCGGCAAAUAACGCAAUCGGAGAGAAACCUCAAUCUGGGGAUGACUUUAAACUCCCGGCCAACGUCCUGAGUAAGACUGUCACCAAUCUUUACCCAGCCACGGAGUACGACUGUAGUAUCAAUGCGAGCACUAGUAAAGGUAGCGGCCGGACGCGGCAGCUGAUCGUGUGGACGAAAGGCAGAGCUCCCUUGACUCCCCAUAACCCUAGAAUUUUGGAAAAAUCCGAAAAUUCUGUAACUGUUGAGCUGAAACCCAGAAAAGACAAAGACGUCAGUUUUUAUCGACUGAUCGUGGAGAAGAUCAAUGACGGCUACAGAUCGAAGAGAUCGUUGCCGCCAAAUAUUGCUGACGUCACUGCCGAUUAUUAUUCAGCUCUUAAUUCCCCGGAUGGAUGUUAUGUCACGGCUCAAUUUCCGCCGGGAAACGUGCGAAGCCCGUUCGUGAUAGGAGACAAUCACACUUAUAGUAACUAUUAUAACGGACCCUUAUUACCUGACCAUGUCUACAACAUUUGGUUUGGAGCAUUUUCUACUGUCGACGGGGCGAUACAAAAAUCCUUUUCAAGAACACCAGCUCCUCUAUACAUGAUAAGAGUCGAUUCUGUGUCUCCAACCAGUCACGUGCCAGUUAUUAUUGGUGUUUUAGUUGUCUUCGUCUUCCUCGUUAUAACAUUCGCCAUUUUGCUUAUGAUCUGGAGGCGAAAACAUCUAACGGCGGAGCGCGAAAAGGCGGAAAUGCCGUCUUUUGGACCGACAAUCUUACCGGAGCCUGAUACAUCCCCACCAUCAACCCCCAUUGUUAUUCUCUUUCUUUAUUUUAUUCGUUCUUUAUUUCUUUUUACAUACAAUUUUUUCUUUCAUUUACAUUUCUUAAUUACUUUCUUUCUUUCUUUCUUUCAACAUGUUAUUUUCAAUUUUUUUAUUCUCUUACAACAUGUGAUUUUUUUCGUUCUUUCUUCAACAUAUCUUCUUUCUUUCUAUUUUUCUUUCUUUCAACAUAUCAUUUUCUUUCAACAUAUCAUUUUCUUUUUUUCUUUCCUCUCCGCUAUUUCUCCAUUACUCAAGUUUAUCUGUUGA
Molecule: messenger RNA, 1863 nt
Organism: Acanthosepion pharaonis
Lineage: Eukaryota; Metazoa; Mollusca; Cephalopoda; Sepiida; Sepiidae
Source: the annotation of a GenBank genome assembly